Phoenix dactylifera (date palm) is the source of this 2705-nucleotide messenger RNA. The record is from RefSeq and is a predicted model, not a curated record. Lineage: Eukaryota; Viridiplantae; Streptophyta; Magnoliopsida; Arecales; Arecaceae.
CUAUUUUUGUCCGAGGGGCGAGAAGUCGGGCCAGAGCCAUAAAAUCCCAGCUCCGGCGAAUUAUAGCCCAGUUCCAGGUUCUACAUCCGUCGACCAUUCAAUUCCAGGUUCCUCCCAUUUAUUCCUCGAAUCCGAUCGUGCGCGAGGGUUUACGGAUGCUUUGUCGACGUCGUUAAGGCGAAUUCUAGGGUUCCGUCGGUAAGUGGUGGUUCGCCGGAGGGAGGGAGGGAGGGAGAUAGGGUUCGUGGGAUCUGACAAUGCCCGCUACCGAAUACCAAGGAUCAUCGACGCCGUUCUCGUCGAUUGGCCGUUCGAUCUUGAACACACGGCGGGAGCAGGUUCACGCCAUGGACGCCGGCCACCACCACGACGCCGGUCUGGACCAGGAGCUCGACGCCUUCCAGCGCCGUGUCGCCGCCUUCUUCCACGAUCUCGGCGCCUCCACCUCGGCAGGCGAUGACCUUCUUUCCCUGGCCUGGGUCCGGAAGCUUCUGGAUACCUUCCUCGUGUGCCAGGAGGAGUUCCGCGUGGUCCUCUUCAACCACCGUGCUGCCGUCGGUCGGCCGCCGCUUGAUCGGAUGAUCGCCGACUUCUUCGACCGCGGCGUCAAGGCGCUCGACGUCUGCAACGCGAUCCGCGACGGGAUCGAGCAGCUCCGACAGUGGCGGAAGCAUUUGGAGAUCGUUCUCGUUGCGCUCGCCGACCAGAAGCAGCGGCGCGGGGCCCUCGGAGAGGGCCAGCUCCGGCGGGCCCGGAAGGCCCUCACCGACCUCACCCUCCUCAUGCUCGACGAUAAGGACGCCGCCGGCUCCAUCCUCUCCCGCUGCAACCGCUCCUUCGGCCGCAGCAGCGGCUCCUCUAGCCGCGACCACCAUCACCACCACCGCGCCUCCGGCGGCCACUUCCGCUCCCUCUCCUGGAGCGUCUCCCGGUCAUGGUCCGCCGCCCGCCAGCUACAGGCGAUUGCGAACAACCUCGCCGCCCCUCGCGGCCACGAGGUCGUGGCCACCGGCGGCCUUGCAGUCGCUAUCUUCACCAUGAGCUCGGCGCUCCUCUUCGUCAUGUGGGCACUUGUUGCUGCAAUCCCCUGCCAGGACCGUGGCCUUGGUAUCCACUUCUCCAUCCCCCGGAGCUACCCGUGGGCGGCCCCCAUCAUGUCGCUUCACGAACGGAUCGUUGAGGAGUCCAAGAAAAAGGAGCGAAAGAGUUCGAGCGGGCUAUUGAAGGAAAUCCACCAGAUUGAGAAGUGUUUUCACCACCUGACGGAAUUAAUGGAUGCAAUCCAGUUUCCAAUGAUAGAGGAGAAGGAGGCGGAGUUAAGGCUGGGGGUGGAGGAGCUGGCCCAAGUUUGCGAGUCCAUGGACGGAGGCCUGGAUCCCCUGGAACGCCAGGUGAGAGAGGUGUUCCAUAGGAUUGUACGCAGCCGAACCGAGGGUCUUGAUUGCUUGUCUCACUACCCUGAGUGAAAUCUCUAGUUGGGGGUUUCUUCAGAAUGGAAUCAAAAUGUCACCUUUCCUGUAUCUGGGUUCCAUGGGUUGUGUUUGGUUGCUCGUCAGAGGCUUAAAAUCCUGAGUGAAAUCUCUAGUUGGGGGUUCCUUCAGAAUGGAAUCAAAGUGUCGCCUUUCUUGUAUUUGGGUUCCAUGGGGUGUUUUUGGUUUCUAGGCGGAGAGGGCGGCGAUAGAAGAAGCAGCAGUGAAGACAAGUAUCAAGUAUCUCAGCUCCCAAAUAAGUUAAGCAGUUUCAGGUGAAACCUGUAUUCUCAUUUCUUUGUGAUUUACAGCCUUGAUAGUGAAGUCUUCAUGGUUUCAAAAUAUUACAGCACAACUCAGGUCUGAAAUAUUCCUUGUGUCUUAUUUGUCUUUUCUCUGGUUGAGCUCUUUUUUCUGGGAAGAAAAAAAUAUGGUCAGUUCAUUCAUUGUACCUGUCUUGCUUAUCCGUCUAUUAUCUGUGUUGUUUCCUUGUGUCUUUAAUUGCUCCCCCCUGCUUGCUGAAACAUCUUUUGCAUAUUUUAUCCGGGAACAUUAUCCACAUGAUGACAAGAUGUUCUGGACAGCUUAUGAUGAUCAUCGGUUCCAACAUCUGUAGUUAAGGGCAGUUAAUACACUUAUGGACUGAAGCUAAUCCAUCUUCUUGGUUUUGAGAUAAAUUGAGCAGCUCAUAGCCUUGUUUUCCAAAGUCUCAUAACCAAUUUCUGUGUGAAAUGAUUCAAUGCAUGAAUUGAUAAUAGUAGCUGAUUGAAACAGGAUGUCUGGCAUUUGUCAGCUUGGACUUGUUUGCAAUGUGUCAUCCAUGAAAGAUGCAUUUGUAUGCAUUCAGCACUCUUCACAUGUAUAGGUUUCUUAACAGUCUUUUGCCACCCUCAAAACUCUACUAGCGGAAGCUACUUUUAUGGAAUUAAGAAAACAAUGGAACAACAAUUACUGGAAGUUUAUUGGUCUUCUCAACAAGCAGGAGAGAAGCCUUCUUUCACCCAACCAACAUCUCUUCCUUGGUAAUUGGGUUUUUGAGCACAAAUUAUUGUUUAAUCUCUUGCAAAGGAUGGUGUGCACGGAUUGCUUUUACCGGGAUGAUUGCCGAAAGACGACACUUUUGGCACUUGAAAACUGUGUUGUUUAAUAUAUGAGCUAGUUAUCACCGUGUCCAGCGACAGGCUGGUUCUCGUGUAUUGAGAUCUGGUUGUAAAUUAUAAAACAGCUAUUGGCUAA